Messenger RNA from Aspergillus affinis, 6753 nucleotides. RefSeq names its product nonribosomal peptide synthetase ftmA (gene ftmA). Gene Ontology annotation, cellular component: cytoplasm. The transcript has a single exon. NCBI's taxonomy places the organism in Eukaryota, Fungi, Ascomycota, Eurotiomycetes, Eurotiales, Aspergillaceae. Gene Ontology annotation, biological process: secondary metabolite biosynthetic process; amino acid activation for nonribosomal peptide biosynthetic process. Gene Ontology annotation, molecular function: catalytic activity; phosphopantetheine binding. The record is from RefSeq and is a predicted model, not a curated record. Bases 1 to 6753 code for a protein of 2250 amino acids.
AUGGUUUCUUCAAAGAACAACGGGUUGCGUGAGACGGCAGGGAUACCUCGUCUGAAAUUGGCAGUCAGAACUCGGCGUCAAUCGUUGACGACACGUGCGGUGUCUCUGCCGCCUUUUCACCCCAAGGAAACAUCGUUCGGGUGCACUAACGCGCAUCCUCCCCUGAUAGCCCAGGUUCCCAAGACGUGGGAUGUAUGUGUGCAUGAUGUGAUCCGUGAGAGAUGUCAGGAAACGCCGGGAUCGCCCGCAGUGAUUGCGUGGGACGGGGCCUUUACGUACGGGGAACUUGACGAGCUGUCAGAUCGCAUUGCGUCGGCCUUGAUGCAGGCAGGUGUGACACCCGAGAAUUUCGUCCCAAUCUGCAUGGACAAAUCGCGAUGGACGACGGUGGCUGUCUUGGGGGUAAUAAAGAGCGGCGCCGCCUUCGCGCUGCUCGAUCCCUCCUAUCCCCUGGCUCGACUUCAAACCAUCUGCCAGGAUCUGGCAAGCGACAUCAUCCUCUCCUGUGCAGCUCGACGCGAGGUCUGCAUGCACCUGGCAAAUGUCAUUGUCGUGGAACACCUGAGCCAAGCGUGGUAUCCCAAUCUCCAGACCUACCGGCCAUCACUCACGGUCCAACCGGGAAAUGCUCUCUACGUCGCCUUCACGUCCGGAUCAACCGGGAAGCCAAAGGGAGUCGUAAUCGAACAUAAGGCGUACAGCUCAGGGGCUAAGGCACAUAUCCAGCAAUUUGGAAUUGAUCAGAACUCCCGGGUAUUGCAGUUCGCAUCCUAUGCUUUCGACGUCAGUGUCAUGGAGACGUUAAGUACACUGAUGGCAGGGGCCUGCCUCUGCGUGUUGGGGGACUGCCAACGAACGGAUACCACUUUGUUCACCGACACCCUGAAGCGGCUCCAAGCCACUCACGCCCUUCUGACGCCGUCCUUUGCGCGAGCUGUGUCGUGGGAUGGAGUCGGCCGCCACUUCACCACGUUGAUCCUCGGCGGGGAAGAAAUGCGGGCCUCCGAUGCUGUUACUUAUGCCCGGCUGGGAAUCCGGUUAAUGAACGCGUACGGCCCAGCAGAGUGUGCUGUCAACGCCACGGUACAGGUCGGCGUACAGCCAGGGGACAAGCUCAGUUGCAUCGGCCACCCUACUGGUGCGGUAGCUUGGGUGACCGACCCUGACAAUCCAGAGCGGCUGAUGCCCCCGGGCAGCAUGGGAGAACUGCUGUUGGAAGGGCCCAUUGUUGGCCGUGGCUACCUCAAUAACCCAGAAGCCACGAAGCGGGCAUUUAUCGACCCACCGGAAUGGCUGCGAGCGGCUCGGACGUUGCCCGCCGAGGAUAGUUCGCACAAACUGUAUCGCACAGGGGACCUGGUGGUGCAGGAGCGCGACGGGGCGCUUAGUCUCCUCGGGCGCAAGGAAGGUCAAGUGAAGAUUCGCGGACAGCGCGUGGAGUUGAGCGAGAUUGAACAACACAUCUAUCAGCUCCUUCCCCGGCCAACGGAGGUGGUGGUUGAGAAAGUGACCACUUUAUCCGACCAACGCGACAGUCUGGUCGCUUUCGUCCUGCAGAGAGGAAAGACGGACGAAACAACCGGCAAAUCAAGCCCGUUGUUCUUGGCCCCUCAGCCUGCUGUACUCCAGGUAUUCGGCGCUGCUCAGAGCCAGCUUCAGGAGCGACUCCCCAGUUACAUGAACCCCUCCGUCUUCAUUCCCCUCGCCCGAGUCCCUGUGACCCCGUCAGGAAAGGUCGACCGGGCCAUUCUGCGCGCAUCAGCAGCCCUCUUGUCGCGACAGGAGCUGCAAGCGUUCGCAGGGUUAUCCAUCGACCAUGACGAUCGUUCUGCCAUCACCACGGCAGAAUCCACGUUGCAGCGACUAUAUGCAGAAGUGCUCGGGCUUCCUAUCACCACCAUUGGCAUGAACGAUUCUUUCGUCCGCCUCGGGGGCGAUUCCAUCCUCGCCAUUCGUCUGGUGGGAGCUGCCCGCCAAGCGGGGCUUAUAUUUACCGUUCGAGACGUACUCGGAACCAGGCGCCUGGAGGAGCAUGCGCGAACAGCCGUUUUUGUAUCCGAAAGGUCGUCCUUCGGAGCUAAAAGCGCGGAAUAUGACUACGUUCCUUUUUCGUUAUUGGGGUCCAAGGGGGAGCAGACGCGUGCCGAACUGGUGCGUCUAGCAGCGGAACAAUGUAGCGUUGCCACAGAGGAUAUCGAGGACCUUUACCCAUGUACGCCACUGCAGGAAGGCAUGGUGGCUAUGUCGAUGCGCCAGCCACACAUGUACGUUGGCCGAAUCGUUUUUCGUAUCCCGGAAGAUGUCGACCAUACCCGAAUUCAGGGCGCAUGGCAGGCCACGGUGAAUGCCAACGCCAUACUCCGUACGCGCAUUGUCCAAGGUUCUCAGGGGCUGUGGCAGGCCGUUGUGGCGCGAGGUCAGGGGUUGACUUGGGAAACCACAGCGGACUCUCCUGCAUGGACAACCGAGCCGACCUCACUGGCCACGAGCUAUCUGGGUGUGCCCCUCGUACGAUGCACUCUUGGAAAAAGGGAGUUCGCCCUCGUUAUCCACCACGCGGUGUGGGACGCCUGGUCGAUGCGACUGAUCCACGAUGAAUUCGAGCGGGCCUUCCAGGGGGAACUCCUGCGAGAAAGGCCCUUCUAUCCAUUCAUCCAGUAUCUACAGGGAAUAGAAGGCAUGGAUGAGUUCUGGCGCAACGAACUGGCCGACUGCGAGGCACCCGCUUUCCCAGCGCUGCCCUCAGUGCACCAUCAACCAACCCCAACAGCGACGUUCCAGUACCGCAUUGAAAACAUCGAGCGGACGUCUCGCAGUCAAACCAUGGCCAAUUACUUGCAGUUAGCCUGGGCAUUUCUCAUAGCGCACUAUACCGACUCCACGGAGGCUGUUUACGGUGUGACUGUCAGCGGCCGCAACGGGCCCCUCGUGGGCAUUGACGAGCUGGCAGGCCCAACUAUAGCCACAGUGCCGAUGCGCGUAAGCGUGCAGCCGUCGGACUGCAUAACGGCGACAUUAGAGCAAAUCCAAGCCCGCGGAGUGCGCAUGAUCCCGUACGAGCAGGCCGGGUUGCAGCGCAUCGCACGCACAAGCGCCGACGCGGCCAAUGCAUGCCGCUUUCAGAGCCAUCUCAACAUUCAAGUCGUCGACGAUCACGCCGAUAGGCGCUUUUCUGUGGUGCAGGGAACCGUAGUGAGUGGGAUGGAUCUGUCUAGGUUUUCCAGCUACGUCCUGAACCUCCUUGUGGAGCUGAGCCCUGAUAAUGGCACGGUCACGGUAAAUACAACGUAUGAUCCGAAGAUUCUAAGGGCCGCGGAGGUCGAGCGCAUGAUCCAUCAAUGGGAGCAUCUUCUGCGCCAGAUCUGUCGAUCCCCAACGGGAACCAUUCAAGAGCUUGACCUCGUUGGCCCCCGGGACUGGGACCAGAUACAGGCCUGGAAUGCUGUCGUGCCAUCCGCGGACCGCCGCUGCCUGCACCAUCUUGUACGGGCACAGGAGAUGCGGCAUCCAGAGCGUCUAGCUGUGUUCGCCUGGGAUGGCCAGCUCACAUACCAGCAGCUAGCAGUCCUGUCAUCCAGACUCGCCCGGCGACUCCGUCUAUUGGCAGUUGGUCGCGGGUCUUUCGUGCCCAUUUGCCUGGACAGGAGCCGCUGGUCCAUCGUCGCCAUCCUCGGGGUGCUCCAGGCCGGCGCUACAUGUGUCCUCUUAGAUCCUCAGCACCCACGACAACGCAUGCGGGACAUUGUCGCCGGUUUGGAUGCCCAUCUUUUCAUCAACGCACCCACGACAGCCACCGUGACCAAGGGACUCGGUGCAAUCGAGCUCCAGCUGUCGUCGAGACUCACUGAACAGUUGUGGGGAAACUCCGUGGAGGAAUCCUCAAACCAAAUGUACAACAACAACCCGAAUGUAGAUCCGGAAGACCUGGCUUUCGUGAUCUUCACAUCUGGAAGUACGGGUCAGUCGAAGGGAAUUGCCAUGCCGCAUCGCACAAUCAGCACCAGCAUCCGUCACCACAGUGCCGGCAUGAGAAUUGACGACAAGACACGCGCCCUACAUUUCUCAUCUUAUGCAUUUGACGUCAGUAUUUACGAGAUAUUCACGACGCUCGCCGCAGGCGGCUGUGUCUGCGUGCCAUCAGAGCACGAGCGCACCAACCAGCUGGCCGAGUUCAUCCAACGAGCAGCCGUGAAUUGGACUUUCUUGACGCCAUCAGCCGUACAGGCCCUCCAUCCGUCUGAAGUUCCUGGCCUCACCACCCUGGUCCUAGGUGGCGAAGCGGUAACGCAAGAGAACGUCGACACCUGGGCUACCUCUGAUCGGUCACUGAUCAACGGAUAUGGGCCCGCCGAAGCGACCAUCUGCGCCGUUGGCUCGAUCCCGGAACAAGGCUGGAGGCCCGGAGGCAUUGGCCACGUCGUUGGAGGAAUCGGAUGGGUCACCGUGCCCUCAGAUCCCAGCCGGCUGGCGGCCGUCGGAGCUAUCGGCGAGCUGCUACUGGAAGGGCCAUUUCUCGCCCAGGGCUACCUCCACCGGCCCGAGAUCACCGCUGCUUCAUUCAUCGACCCCCCUGAAUGGCGCCGGCAGUGGACUCCCAGCCGAGUCGCUGACGCUAGCGAGGCUGCUCAGCCGCACGAGACGCGGCUUUAUCGAACGGGGGAUCUUGUGCAAUACCAGGAAGAUGGAUCGAUUCGAUACAUCGGGCGCCGAGACACACAAGUCAAGCUUCGCGGUCAGCGCAUUGACCUCGGGGGAGUUGAAACGCAGGUCGGGCGGAUGUUUCCUGGCGCCGGCGACGUGGCUGCGGAAGCAAUUCAGCUCCCCAUUCUCUCUAACACUAUCUUGUUGGUUGCCUUUGUUCACUGUCGAGAAGGCCACAGCACAGUUGUGGAGGAAGGACCAGUCCCCGUCGAUACCAUUGCAGGAUUUCGAGAUGCCGUGGACCAGACGCAGUCCCGCCUUCAGUCCCUGCUUCCAUCGUAUAUGGUGCCCUCCAUGUUUGUACCAGUCGGCCGGAUGCCGAAAACGGUGACAGGCAAGACAGACCGCCGUCGUCUGCGCCAGGCGGUGCUCUCGCUUUCGGCACUAGAUCUCCAGAGUUAUCGUGUGAUGACCAGCCGCCAGGCGAUCAUCCCUGUUGCGACUGAUGCGGAGCGUCGGCUUCAAGAAAUCUGGGCACAGGUACUUCGGAUGCCGCGGGAGGAGAUCGGAUCAAACGACGGCUUCACAUUGCACGGAGGAGACUCGGUGACGGCCAUGUGGAUGGUGGCCCUGGCCCGCCGCGCUCACUUCAACUUUACUAUUGCUGACGUCCUUAAUAACCAACCUCUGUGUGACCUGGCUAGAAAUACCAAACAAGCGCUACCUUCCGCAGUGACGGAGUUGGCGUCGUCAUCGGCCGUUGCACCAAGUAACAGGUUGCCGAUCCACCAAAUCACAGCUGCCCUCGAACAGACCGGACUGUCCUUGAUCCCAGCUGAAGAUAUCGCCGUUCAUCCAGCCACGCAGGCUCAGUCCUUCCUCAUCCAGCGGUAUCCGUGGACCCACUGGCAAUUUUCAUUCUCCGGGCAUGUCGAUGCGGACCUCCUAGGUACGGCAUGCACGCGCCUUGUGGCUGCCCACAGUAUCCUGCGCGCUCUGUUUGUCAAACCAAGUGCUGGGGCUGCGCCGGUUCAGAUCAUUCCGAAAGCACUCGACACCCCUUUCCACACGGUCACUACUCCAGAUAACAUUGACCUAGACGACUACUGUCAAACAUUGUGUAACGCGGAUCAAAAGCUGGAUGUUCUUACUACCGUGCCACCCGCUCGAUUCAUGCUGGUCUCUAACCCCCUGCGCACGGCACAAACUCUUAUCCUGCGACUAUCUCAUUCCCAGUAUGACGGGAUAUGCGUGCCAAAAAUCGUGGCUGAUCUCGAGGCCCUCUACAAUGGGACAGUUCCAAUCACCGCGACACGAUUCGAGAGGUAUCUCGACGAACGGCGUGAGUACGAAGUCUCCGCGGUCGCCCACAAAUUCUGGCGCGAGUAUCUGGCCGGCUCGAGUCCCUGUUCCGUCUCGAUCUUUGCGUCAAGUUCUCUUGAUUCCAGUCACAGCUCCUCGUCUCUCGUGUCUGCAUCUCAAACACUUGGAUACACUGCUCUGCCGCCACAAGUUACUCUAGCGACAGUCGUUAAAGCUGCUGCAUGCCUGGUUCUAGCGCGCCACGCCGGUCACACCGACGUCGUGGUGCGGCAGACUGUCAACGGCCGCAGCCUGCCCCUCGCCCAAAUUGACGAGAUGGUCGGGCCUUGUGUCAGUUUCAUCCCAUUCCGAGCCACUUUGAAAGCGGACAUGACGGUCCAGGACUACUUGGUGCAUACGCAAACUCAGCACACGCGCAGCCUCGACUCAGAGAACGUUGAACUCGACACGAUCAUACGAGAAUGCACCAAUUGGGGACCACCGACGGUAUCUAGACCCGGCUUUAUCCUGCAGCAUCAGAAUAUCGACAUGGACCUACACCUGACUCUAGCAGGUAACCGCUGCUUCUCUUUUUCUUCAUCCGGCCGACUGCGUCCAGGGUCUGAGAUCUGGAUUUGUUCAACGCCGCGACCAGCCGGGGUGGAGGUGGAGGUUGUCGCCUCUGAGAGGAGUCUGACGGCAGAGACAGCAAGAAACUUGACCCGUGAAGUAGUCGACGUGAUGCGUUCUCUGCUUGAUGACGGCAAGAGGGUACUGGGAAGUUUUGACGGGUUGAAUUGGGGUGUUUAA